Coccinella septempunctata (seven-spotted ladybird) is the source of this 437-nucleotide messenger RNA. RefSeq lists its product as uncharacterized. Bases 15 to 437 code for a protein of 140 amino acids. NCBI's taxonomy places the organism in Eukaryota, Metazoa, Arthropoda, Insecta, Coleoptera, Coccinellidae. The record is from RefSeq and is a predicted model, not a curated record. The transcript is spliced from 5 exons.
AAGUGAGUUCGAGUAUGGCUGCAAAAAGUUGUAUAGUCUGUGGAGACACCGAGUUCGAAGUGAAGAAAUUAUUUUGUUUUCCAUCAAAUCCAGGAAGAUGUGAAUCGUGGAUGAAAAUUCUAGGUUUCAAAAACACCCAAUUUAAAAAACACCAUCGAAUUUGUGAUAAGCAUUUCAGCAACGAAGCUUACAUGGACUUGAGGUUAUUAAAACUGAAGAGAGAUGCUAUUCCUAUAGCAUGGGUAAUUCCUUCAUUUCCAGUUCUAGCAAAAGAGGGAGACACUAUGCCUUCUGUAAUUGAAGACGUAUUUCCAGUUGAAUCUAGUUCUUCAACAUUAUCUUCAUCAGUUCUAGCUAAAGAGGGAAACACUAUACCUUCUUUGAAUGAAAAGGAAUUUGCAUCUAGGACUUCAACAAUUCCUUCAUCAGAAAGAUGA